AUGGGAUGGCUUGGAUCUUUUUUUUCUAAAGUAUCAACAGGAAUCACUAGCACUUUUAAAGCUGUAAAAUAAGCUGCUACAACAGUAAUAGAUACUGCUAAAAGUGGUCUUAAAUAUGUGAAUAACAAAAUAAACUAAGCUCAAAAUUAUAUUAUGAAUGAAACAUCUAUAGGUCGAAAGGUAAAAGAAGUAAGUAGUUAUGUAAUGAAAAAUACUAUAAUUGGAAAAGCGGUUUCAUUCAUUGGUGAUACAUAUCAAUCUGCUUCAAAAAUAUUAUUAGAUAAUCCAGUAGGUCGUUUACUCUAAAAGGGUAAAGAAUGGUUCGAUAAUACUUCAGUAGGUAAAUUUGUGAAAGAAGUAACACCAUGGUUGGGUGUAGCAACUACUUUUCUUGGAGGAGUUGGAGGAGUUAUAGGAAAAGUGGUUAAUAACGUAUCUAAAGUCAAGUAAGCAUGUGAAGGUUUACCAUAAAAAAUUUUGAAUGGAAUUACUCAAUCUCCUGUUUAUCAAAAUAUUUCUAGAGUAGUAAAAUAAAUUGAUAGAGGUAUUAAAUAACAAAUGGGAGGAGUUUUAGGAAAAGUGUCUGAUAAGGCAGCUAAUGCCUAGAAAGUGUAUAAAGAUAUUCAAUAAGAGAUUUCGAAUAAUCUAUCUUCUAUUUCUUAAAAUAUUUCAACUACAGCAAAUUAAACUGAUGGAUUUUUAAAAUAAAUAGAUAAUUUGACAACACCACUUAAUCAACUCAAUAAUUUUAAAAAAUAUACUCCAGCUGUAGAUAAUUUAAUAAAAAUCAAACCAAAAUAUUUAAAUUUGUUAUAAAAAGAAUAAUAAUAAAUUCCCAAUGUAUCCUCAAACCCUUUGAUUGAUAGUUAUCUUCAAAAAUUUUCAAAAUAUAAUGACGAAUAGAAAAGUUUGAACAAAUUUAUGCAAACAUUUAAGAUAAUUAAAGAUAAUCCAGCAAAAAGUUCUUUAUCAAGAGAUUAAAAUCUAAACUCUUUAUUACAGAACAAGAGCAUUGCAAUUAGUUAAAUCAAUUUUAACAGAAAUAAUAAUCCCAUGUUCGAUACUAACGGACACACUAUUGAUGGUUAUAUGACAUUAAACAAUAAUACUCGAGAACACCAAAGAUUUGUAAUUGAAAAUGGACAAUUGUUUGGUUGUAAAACUCCAAACACUUCUCAACACACAGUUAUUAAAGGAUUUAGUGGUUCAUUAAACCCAUUAGAAACAAAGUAAUUUAAUCUUUAAGCCUUUUGCGCAGAUAAUCAGUUAAGUUGGCCAAAAAAUAGCAGUGAUUAUGAAUUUUCUAAUAUUAAAGUAAGAAAUUUUGAUGAAAAUAUUGAUUAAAGAAAAGUAUGGGAUAUGACUUCAUGA
Tetrahymena thermophila SB210 is the source of this 1371-nucleotide messenger RNA. RefSeq lists its product as hypothetical. NCBI's taxonomy places the organism in Eukaryota, Ciliophora, Oligohymenophorea, Hymenostomatida, Tetrahymenidae. The transcript has a single exon. The record is from RefSeq and is a predicted model, not a curated record.